GUUAAAAUUCGAUAAGUUUAUCAAUGUAAUAAGAUGACAGGUGAUCCCAAUAAAGGACUGCCUCUUCCGAGCGGACCAGCGUCCCUGUGUUUUGAUAAAGAUGUUUUCAUGCAAGAAAAUUUUGAUGUGGACCAGUUUGUAAUUGAGUGCCGUAGAAGAGUUCCAUUAGAAAACCUCCGAGAUGACCUGAACACUUAUUUGAAGAUACUAAGGAGUGCAAUGAUAGAGCUCAUUAACAAAGACUAUGCAGACUUUGUUAACCUGUCUACAAAUCUGGUUGGAAUGGAUAAAGCAAUUGGGAAUCUGACAACACCACUAGAGCAUCUGAAGGGAGAGAUCAUGACUGUGAAAACAGCAAUGGAGGAUGCAAUCCAGGCAGUUGAAGAGAAAUUAAAAAAGAGGGAACAAAUUAGACAGAAAAAGGCAUCACUACAGAGGCUGAUGAAUAUCAUUCACUCAGUGGAGAAAAUUGAGAAACUACUGGGAAUUCAUUCCAGGGACAACAGCUCAACAUCAGGACAGUUGAAUGGACAGUUAAUAGAGAGAGUGGCCAAUGAAUUCAACAAGCUUCAGUUCUAUGUCACAAAAAGCAAAGGACUACCUCUAGUAGAGGAGAUCAAACCGAGGAUAGCCAACAUCACAACAACACUCCAGUACAGCUUGGAGGGUCAGCUCGUGGAGGGACUCCAGAAAGGGAAUAUUCAGGUUCUACACCAGUGUCUCAGGACAUAUGCACUAAUUGACAAAAUCAAGGAUGCAGAGAAUCUUUUUAGACAGAACAUUGUGAAACCUUACAUGGAAGAGGUUAUAAGUGAAAAGUGUCUGAAAGCUAAUGGUUUGGAAGGAAUGUAUGGCAAAGUUUUGGAGUUUAUGCCGAAGCACUGUCGACUGCUGAAGGAAGUGACUUUGUCUGGAGGCUCAGGGUCCUCUGAGGUUGUCCGAGGCUUUGAUUUUCUUGUCAAUGCUGUAUGGCCAGAAAUUGUGACCAACAUCGAAGCCAGGACACAUUCCAUUUUUGCUCCAGGGAAUCCUGAUGUUUUCCAUAAAAGGUUCAAAACUAGCAUGCAGUUCUUGGAUGAUUUUGAAAGGCAGUGUGGGACACAGGCAAGUGUCAAACAUUUGCGGGACCAUAGCAGUUACCAUGCCUUCAUGACCAAGUGGAGUUUACCAGUUUAUUAUCAGAUAAGGUUUCAAGAUAUUGCUGGGGAAUUAGAGUCAGCCUUGGACAUUCCAUUUAACAAACCCUCAGGAUCUUCCGAUUUCCUCCUCCAUUCUACAGCUGUCUUGUGGGCCUCUCUACAUCGAUGCUGGUCAGAUGAGGUGUAUUUAGAUCUCCUCUGCAAUAGAUUCUGGAAACUAAAUCUCCAGCUUCUGAGUAGAUAUUCUCACUGGUUGGAUGAAUGCUUUAAGACUGAAAUUGAACAAAGGAAAUCCACUGAAAAAGAAGAGACAGACACAAGUAAAUCUAAGCUGUCUGUACCAACAGACAAACAGAAUGGGAGUGGUGAUAAAGCUAGCACUCCAAAAGAAGGGGAAACAACUCCACCAAGUCCUCCAGUAACCAAUGGACAACUACUGAGUCUCUUGUCUGAUGCCCUUAAACUAUCCUCUCAUAUUUUCUAUAUGUUUGAUAGCACAAUAAAACCAAAACUAACAGCAAUAGGAUGCACAAGCUUAGAAGAAUUCAAAGAAUGUUUGACAGAAUGUAGUGAAGAAAUUAAAGCUAAACUGCCUAAAUUCCAAGCCCAUCUUGUGGAGGAAAUCACAACACAGUGUUCUGCACACCUGAAGCAAGUCAAUGACAUUCCACGACUGUACAGAAGAACCAAUAAAGAGGUACCAAGUAAACAAUCCAGCUAUGUGAUAAACCUGCUGAAACCCAUUAAGAUGUUUACUGAGGAACAUUCAGAUAUAUUAGAUGAGAAACUCAAACUUCAGAUGUUUCAGGAAGUAUUAGACAGUCUCACAGAAUCGUACUAUUCAGCCACAUCAGAUGUUCUAAUGUCUGUUAAAAAAGUGGAGGACAGCUUAAAGAGGCUGAAGAAAAACCGAGGGAGUGAUAAAAGCUCAGGAAACCAAGGCAUGACAGACGAUGAUAAAAUACGAGAACAGUUUAUUGUGGACAUAGACAACUAUAGUGCUCAGCUAAAUCAAUAUGGAGAUUUUGGUGACAUGGAGAGCUUGAAAAAACUGCGUUCCUUGGCAGAGGAGGCCAAGAGUGCCAUGACAACAGCUCAGUGACUGUGAUUAGUGGAAUCCAGAUCAGAUGGACCCACUAUAAACUGGGAUUUGGGAAGUUUACAUGUAACACUGCUAUCACAGGGAUCAUUAUGAAUAAUAAUGGAAAUCUGUACCAAACUCCUCUUGUAUAACAAGACAUAAUAAAAUUUAUCACAAUAUA
Messenger RNA from Saccostrea echinata, 2401 nucleotides. Its product is annotated as conserved oligomeric Golgi complex subunit 2-like. Gene Ontology annotation, cellular component: membrane; COG complex. Gene Ontology annotation, biological process: Golgi organization; intra-Golgi vesicle-mediated transport; protein transport. Lineage: Eukaryota; Metazoa; Mollusca; Bivalvia; Ostreida; Ostreidae. The coding region runs from base 34 to 2241 and encodes 735 amino acids. The record is from RefSeq and is a predicted model, not a curated record. The transcript has 18 exons.